Serendipita indica DSM 11827 is the source of this 1104-nucleotide messenger RNA. The record is from the annotation of a GenBank genome assembly. NCBI's taxonomy places the organism in Eukaryota, Fungi, Basidiomycota, Agaricomycetes, Sebacinales, Serendipitaceae.
AUGCUCCGAGCAACCGCAAUCUUUCUCCUUACACUCGCCUCCCUUGGCGCAUCCACUCCUUUGAAGCGCGCUCCAAACCUUGUUGUCUCUCUAUCCACCACCUCUCCUGCUAUUGAUUCGGUUGACGGUCUUAGCUUGACUGCCACAGUGGAGAACACGAGUGACCAAGAUAUCAAGAUCCUCAAGUUUGGCACUGUCCUGGACAGUAAUCUCCCUACGAAUUCGUUUUUGGUAUCUCGCGGUGCUCAAUCUGUACCCUUCACUGGUGUACAAAUCCAGCUCUCCAUGAACGACCUCACCGAAGACUCUUUUGUAACCAUUCCAGCCGGCAAAUCUAUCAGUGCGACGCACACCAACCUCGCCGCGCUGUACAAGUUUGACAAAUUUGGUGUCGGAAGCUUUACGUUUACUCCCAAGCAAGACUUCCAAGUCGCCGGUGCUAACAGUGUCGUGAGCGACGUCGCUGAUACCCUCCGCGUCUCCGCUGUCGUUCCCAGCGUUGACAUUCAUAUCGGCAAGGAUGUCUCCAAGAGAACGCUUGUCGCUGGUGAAGAGCUCGAGAAGCGUGCUAGAGUCAGUUGCUCGACUAGCAGCUCUUCCUCGUUCAUCUCUGCAUCGUAUACCGAGGGAAAGAGUCUCGCCUCGCUCGCAGCAAACUACAUCUCAAGCCGAGGCACGUCUGACUCGCUCUUCCGCGCCUACUUUGGUGCCUCUACGUCGUCCAAGCCACUGAGUGUGUUUACGGCCGUGGCUAAUGAGAACUCUUCUUCGCGCACACUCAACUGUUCUGAUCCAUAUGGAGUUUGCGGAAACGGUGUUAUUGCGUAUACAGUCACCUCGACAACCAAUAUCUACUAUUGUUCCAUCUUCUACAACGAAGUGACGACUUCACGACUUUGCUCGGAUACUACCGUCGCCUCGCGCAAUGUCCGUGGUGGAACCACACUCCAUGAGCUCACACACGCACUAUCUGGUACUACGGACGUCGGAUAUGGUUGCAGCUACGAUCAGACCCUUGCCUCCUCCAGCCCAUCCCGCGCCCAGAGCAACGCCGACAACUACAACUGCUUCGCGACCCAAGUCUACAAGAACACGCAGUGCUAA